GUAGAGCGGAAGUUAUGGCGCAGGGCCGAAGUCUGGCUGAUGAAGGGCGGAAGUAGAGUUCCAAAUCUGCAAUCAUGGCUCAAGAAGAGGAAGAUGUUAGAGAUUACAAUUUGACGGAGGAGCAGAAGGCGAUCAAGAACAAGUAUCCUCCAGUCAAUCGAAAGUAUGAAUAUUUGGAUCAUACAGCUGAUGUCCAGUUACAUGCAUGGGGAGACACCCUGGAGGAAGCAUUUGAACAGUGUGCCAUGGCCAUGUUUGGUUACAUGACAGACACCGGGACUGUGGAGCCCCUCCAAACAGUGGAAGUGGAAACCCAAGGAGACGACUUGCAGUCUCUGCUGUUUCACUUUUUGGACGAGUGGCUUUACAGGUUCAGUGCCGAUGAGUACUUCAUACCCCGGGAAGUGAAAGUACUUAAUAUUGACCAAAAAAAUUUCAAGUUACGAUCCAUUGGGUGGGGAGAAGAAUUUUCACUGUCUAAGCACCCUCAGGGAACCGAGGUCAAAGCAAUAACAUACUCAGCAAUGCAAGUCUACAAUGAAGAGAAGCCAGAAGUGUUCGUGAUCAUCGACAUUUAAGAUACCAAAAAAAAAAGGAAAGACUCUUGUGAAGAACUGAUUCGUUUUCUUCCUUUAGAGAGGAUAUGAUGAUUCAUUUUCUAUAGUGUCUUUGCUAAAUGAAAAUGCAGAACUGGGAAUUUAAAGGGUGAUUUUUGGAAAUGGAAAACCAGUGUGUAGCCUUGGUCUGUGAUUCCUAGAGGAUAUAUUCUUCGGUUCUGAGGAGCAGUCGUGCACUUGGUCCAUGAGCAAUAGCCGCGGCCGCCUUAAGUCCUCCACUGCAAUGAAAGCGCUCCAGCGUGGUCUCUCUGAAGGGACUGCCCACGGGUGUAAGCAGCCCUGUGCCUGUGACCUCAACACUCAGGAUCCUGAGUUCAAGGCCAUCUUUGGCUGUAGAAUGAGUUCAGAGCUAGCCUGGGCAACUGAACAUGGUCCUGUCUCCAAAAAGUCAACUGGAGAGCAAAGAGCAUGCUCACCACGUGGGCUGAGGUCAUGGCUUACGUUGCUAGGGAACAGAGCCAUCCUCUGCUCUAGCUGGUUCUGAGCAGAGCCCUCUAGAAGACUUAGAAGACUCCUGAUUUUUUCUCUCUUCUUUUUAAGGAGCAAUGAUACUUAAUAUUUUCUUAGAAUAAAUAUCUGACAUUGUGCCUUACAUAUAGACCUUUCUGACAUGUAAUUUUAUUUUGCUUUUUUUGUUUGUUUGUUUUUCAAGAUAAAGUUUCUCUCAGUAUAA
Rattus norvegicus (Norway rat) is the source of this 1290-nucleotide messenger RNA. RefSeq names its product zinc finger and BTB domain containing 8 opposite strand (gene Zbtb8os). The transcript is spliced from 7 exons. Gene Ontology annotation, biological process: tRNA processing. The record is from RefSeq and is marked inferred. Lineage: Eukaryota; Metazoa; Chordata; Mammalia; Rodentia; Muridae. The coding region runs from base 75 to 578 and encodes 167 amino acids.